CUGGCACAUAACAGUCUAAGGCGUGGCAUCGUAGAAUCGACUCUUUUUAUGGGAUCAACUCCCGACCCCUUUUGUCUAAUAGCCAAUCCUAGCGCAGAAGGCGGGGUUUACCAGAUUGCGGUGGGUUUUAAAAAAAAGGACACUGGUAGGUAGGAAUGGAGGAUGCGAAUGAUGAAAAGACGUGUUUCAAGUCGUUCUCGGAAAGACUUACCCUCGGAAUAACCCGAGUUUUAGAAAGUCUUCCAGGUGUGUCAGAUGUGCGGUUUGUUGAGAAGGAACCUGCAGAGAAGCGAUGCCUCCUGUCAUGGGAGCAGAAGAACAACUGCAUUUUGCCGGAGGACCUGAAAGACUUCUACCUCACCACAGACGGCUUUACUCUUACAUGGAGCUCCAAGCUGGAAAAUGAGCUGGUCCCUGUUGGCUGCAUGGUAAUCAACAGUCUAGCAAAGCUUCGUCUGCUGGUGCAGUCCAACAUUUACUCCCUCCCUAGUGCACCAACGUUAGCUGACCUUGACUUCAAGGAUGAAUUCGAAGAAUCAGAGGAACGAGAAGAGCCUCAUUUUGACUCCCGUAGCCGAAUAUUUGAGCUUGACCCCUGUGGUGGAAAUGGCAGGGCCUGUCUUGUUUACAAAGACUGCACUCCAGAUGUCGUGGCCGAGCAAAGUGAAAUAUGGUUCCUGGACCGGUCUCUAUACUGGCACUUUCUUACUUCCUCCUUCACUGCAUACUACAGGCUGAUGAUUACACAUUUAGGGCUGCCGGAGUGGCAGUACACCUUUACUCCAUACGGGCCCAGUCCACAAGCCAAGCAGUGGGCAUCUCUUUAUCAACCCCUUACCUUCCAUGGUGACUCCGGUACGCCUGGUGAAACGUUCCUGAACAAGCUGGACCCAGACAAGGCUUUCCGCGGCAAAACCAAACCUCCUGCUCCCAAGAAGAAGCAGCCCAGCCAGACCCCAUCAGGUGGAGGUCCUGCUAAAGGUCGGGGAUCAAGAGCAGGCAAAGCAUGAAGAGACAAUCACACGGCCACUAGGGAUAGAAUAUUUUAUUUGAACAUACUCAAAUACUUGAGUUAAGAGUGCAAUAUUCUAGUUGUAGUGCAUGAACACUGAGGUCAGAUUAAUGCAAUGCAUAUAAGCGUCAGAUUCUGUCAGUGAUGAAUGAUGGAAAACAUCCCUUUUACUGUAGCUUCGUUGCAAGCUGUCUUUCUUUUGUGUACAGUAAAUCGAUUAAACCUUCAACAAGUGUGUA
This is a messenger RNA of Hemibagrus wyckioides, 1251 nucleotides long. RefSeq names its product tubulin polyglutamylase complex subunit 2 (gene tpgs2). Gene Ontology annotation, biological process: protein polyglutamylation. The coding region runs from base 156 to 1010 and encodes 284 amino acids. The transcript is spliced from 7 exons. The record is from RefSeq and is a predicted model, not a curated record. Lineage: Eukaryota; Metazoa; Chordata; Actinopteri; Siluriformes; Bagridae.